AUGGCAAGAUUAUCGAUGAAAAAGAAUCAUAUUGAUUAUUGGGUUGAAGAUAAUGUUCAAAAGCGAUUUUUUGAAGUUUCACAAUUUUGUACGUAUUUACAAGAAUAUUUAUAUAAAUAUUUAUCAAGUCAAAUCGAAAUUAGUAUACAAAAUUUACAAAGUAAUAAUCGACGUUAUAGAAAACAAAUGGCAUAUAGAAUUCGAUUAGUUAACAAAGAUGAACAUGAAUCUGAUAAAAAACAAUUCUUUUAUGAUUUAAUGAAAAAAUUUCUUAAGAAAAUUUCAGCCAAAUUUUAUAAUCGUCAUGAUAAAGUUUUAAAAUGGUUUUCAUGGAAUAAAAUGACUGACGAUAAGAUGAAAUUUCUUCAAAAACUUUUGAAUAAAAAAGUCAAUAAUAUCUUUACGGUUUUAUCAUUAGAAAAUACUAGAUUAUGUAUGUAUUAUUUACCUACGGAAAUAUCUACUACAGCUGAUAUUGAUAAAUUAAUGUAUUUUAUUCAAAAUGGAAUUUUACAAGAAGUAAUACAAUUACCCUUGCCACAUGAACGAUCUCAACAAUUAGAAAAUGAUUUGAAUAACACAGUAUCACAACAGAUGACAAAUGACGAAGUUCUAAUUACAUACAAAUGUCUUUUUCUAGAAAAAAAUCCAAAACAAAUUGUUAUUUUAGGUUAUAAUAAAAAAGUUAUUGAAAUAAAAAAACAAAUUUUUGAUAUUAUCGAACGAAAUAUUGUUAUCACAUACAAAUUAAAUUUAUUAAAUAGAUAUCAAAUUGAAAAUUUUAUUGACGCUAAUUCGGAUCAAUUGGAAAAAAUUGAAAUAAAAUACAGUGACUUUGGUGUUAAAUUACGACUAAGACUCAAUGAAUUUUCAGCUCCUCGACAUUUAAAAAAUGAAAUUGAAUCAUGUAUUGAACAACUCUGGUCUCGCUCAUCAUCCAUAACAACCUUCAAUAGUAUUCAAUUACCUAUUACUGUUGCUGAAAACGUUGAACAACAUUUAUUAUUAAUUACAGAACGUACUAAUUUUUCUAUUAAAACUAAAUUAAAAUAUAUCGAUCAAUCUUUUGUUCUACCAAAAGCAUCUAUAUUUAACAAUCAAAUAUCGAAAUCAAUCGAAGAACAAUCAAAUCUAUUUUCUUUCUCGAGUGAUGUAUUUAAAAAAAUAACUCUAACAAAUGGAUACAUAGAACUUCGUACAGGAGAUAUUGCUUCACAAAAAGUUGAUACAAUUAUUAUUUCAACUAUGUUCAAUGGUUUAAAAGAAGGUGUUAUUGAACGAUUAGGUUCAAUUGAUUAUCAAAAAACGUUUUUACAAAAUGAUGGUACAAUGUAUACAGAAACAAAUGGAGGUAAAUUAAAUUGUAAACAAAUUUUAUUUUCUAAUUGGUUACCUAAAACAUUAAUAAAUACUGAUGAUUCUUUACGUUUAUCAAUACAAACAUUUAUGUCAAAAUCUAUGGAAUUUACAAUUAAAGAGCAACAUACAUUGUCAAUUGCAUUUGCUGUACCAGAUUCAUGUAGAAAUGAAACUAUCUUAGCAGAAGAAAUGAUUAAUGAAGCUAAACAACACAUUGAAAUGAAUAAAUUACAAUUGAAUAUUUCAUUUGUAUGCUUACCAGAACAACAAACUCUAUAUGAACAAUUCUUUAAUGUUAUACAAAAAAUUCAAGAGCCUAUUAUAUAUUUCGAAUGGCCUACUGCAAUUAUUGAAAUAACAAUUCUUGUGCCAAAGUCUGAAACGGACUAUAUUGCAAAAUGUCAACAAAGAAUAAACCGAUAUAUUUCAAGAUGUACUUCUACAAUAAAACUAAUCUAUACAAAUGGUGUUUUUCAAUCUUGGGAUCAACACACAAUAAAUUCAUUUUAUAAAUAUUGUAAAGACAGAUGUAUAUUACCAAAACUUUCUGAAACAAAUGAUGAAAUUGAAUUAAUUGGUUCAACUAGUAAUAUUUUAGAAGCUGAAAAGAAGUUACAAAUUUUGGCUGAAUUAGUUAAACAAAAACAAAAUCCUAUAUCAUUAAAUCAACGUCCUAAUUCAGCCAGUACUUAUUCGGCACGAUCUGAAAAUAUGAGAAUGGGUACAUUAUACAAUAUUAUUGUUAGUUAUAGUCAAAAUGACAAAAGAAAAUGUCAACGUUUAAUCAAUCGAUUAAGUGAAGAAGGUUUUUCAAUUGGAACAACUGAAGAACAAGUUGAUCUUUGUGCUCAAAUGGAUAAAUGUGAUUGCAUUAUAUUGUGUAUAAGUGAAAAUUAUUAUGAAAAUGAUUUAUGUCGAGACGAAGCUAAAUAUGCUUUUCAAACGGAUAAAAAAGUUUUUCUUGUUAAAAUUCAAAGUUGUCCUAUACUUGGUUGGGAUAAUAAUUUAUUUGAAGGAAAAUUAUUUUUUCAUUCGUAUGGUUCCAAUUAUUAUUUCGAUUUAGAAUAUGAACGAUUAUUAAUUCAAUUACUUCAAUAUACAAAACCUGGAUUCGUUUCAAUGUUGAAACAACGAUUAAAUCGUACACAACAACGAGAUGUUGACGAAUAUCGAGAGCUACCAAAUGUAAAACAACAAUCAUUCAAUAACAAUCAAAUUGUUGAAAAAUCUGAAAAAAUAAAAAUUCCAGAAUUCAAAAAUCCGUUUAAAAAAUUACCAAGUAUACCAACGAAUACUGUUAAAAUAACAAGCAAACAAGAUAACCAUGUAAAAAAUAUGAUUUCGAAACGAGAACUCAGUUUCUUCGAAGAACGAUGGUUAAGAAAGUUAAUCGAUAUUUCCAAGCGAAAGUCAUUUCUAUUUACACCAGAAAGAUCAUCCUAUGCUAGUAGUGGUAGACAUCAAUUUGAAAUACCUGCAAAUCAUUAUAAGAUUGCAGAUUCAUCAAUUCUUUCAAUUUUUUCCACAAAGCCCAACGGCACUUUUUUUUCUAGUUCAUGUUGGUAUUCCGGAAAACCAUGUGGGGAUCGAAAAAUUCAAAAUCAAACGAUUCGCCUUUGCACUGUUAACAUGCUGACAGAUGAAAGUCCAACAUAUGGACAUCAGACAGGACAAUUUCAAAUAAUCUACAGUUUAUCUCAAGUAUUUCCAACAAUUGUUUCUACUCCUGAUUUUAUACCACGUCGAGUAGAAAUACCUUUUAGGAGUGAUUUCUUGGGCCAUUCAGAGCGUAGUGAAAAACAAAUGGAAAAACGACGUGAAUUGGAUAAUCCAGAAAAUAUGAAACAUAUACGAGAUAAACUUGCUGAAUACUUUAUAAACAAAUAUAAACACUAUACAAAAACACAAAUGAAUGUUUAUUUAAAAUUUGCACAACGAAUGAAAGACAAUGCUAUUGAGUUUGAAAAAUUCUGUUCGACUGCUACUUUCAAAGAUUGUAAAAAUGAACGUGUAAUGAAAUAA
Messenger RNA from Rotaria sordida, 3381 nucleotides. NCBI's taxonomy places the organism in Eukaryota, Metazoa, Rotifera, Eurotatoria, Philodinida, Philodinidae. The record is from the annotation of a GenBank genome assembly.